UGGGUUGAAAAUUUUGCAACUAUGUUAUUUUAAAUUGUUUGGAGUUUGUUUGGUGUUUUUAUAAGUGUAAUGAACAUCAUUAAUCUGACUGAAAAUUCACAAAAAGCGGACAUAAUCCACAAGUAUAAUGUAGAUAAAAAGCAAGCACUCAUUAUAGAUAAUGGUUCAUUUAAGUGCCGGGCUGGUUGGAGCAACAGUUCACAACCCUUACUAGAGUUUCGAAACUUCAUUUUAAAACCAAGAAGAGACAGAAGRAAAGAAGUGGCAGAUCCGCAAGCAAAUAAACAUACUCAAAUCGGAAAUGCUAUUUCAAAUAUUGAGUCCGUUCGUUUGAAUCUCAAAACGCAGUUCGACCGGAAUGUGGUUACACACUUUCAUAAUCAGGAGCAAAUAUUUGAUUAUAUAUUCACGCACUUAGGUGUUAACAAUGAAGAUAAAUUCUUACAUCCAGUACUGCUAACAGAAGCUCUGGGUAAUCCUUACUACUUUCGACAACAAAUGAACGAGUUGUUAUUUGAGUGCUAUGGCGUUCCGUCGGUUUGUUAUGGGAUCGACUCCAUUUUUAGCAUGAAGCGUAAUGAUUUAUGUGCAGAUUYAUUGAUUUUGUCCUUUGGUUAUUACACAACACAUGUGAUACCCGUUCUUGAUGGGAAGAUUCAAAUAGAAAAUGUGCGUCGUUUAAAUUUAGGCGGAUAUCAUAUUACUCAUUAUCUGUAUCGUCUUAUGCAAAUGAAAUAUCCCAUGCAUAUAAAUUCUAUAACGAUAAGUAGGAUAGAGCAAUUAUUACAUUGUCAUAGUAGUGUAGCUUUGGACUAUUUGGAAGAGUUGAGACGUUGGUCCGAUCUAGAAUACUAUACAGAAAAUGUUAAGAAGAUUCAGUUGGCCUUCGCAUUGCCUAGCACACAGAAUACGCCACAAAAUCUUGAUCAAAAGAUUGAAAAACGAAAGGAGUUAACUCGUCGUCUCAUUGAAAUAAAUGCACGACGAGCUAAAAACAAGCAGUUGGACAUGGAGAACCAACUAAGAUUUAUGACUAGUAUGAGAGAACUUUAUGAGCUUGGGGAAGUGGAAGAAUUCGAAGCUGCACUAAAACAAAAUAAUAUAGACGAUUUAGCUACAUUAGAUAAAUCUAUAGCAGCUCUGCGUAGUCGGCUCCAGCAAAUGGAUUCAUCAACACAAGACGCUUCAGCAGCAAAUCGUACUCCAAAAGAAAAAACAUCUGGCACCAAGAAGCCACCAUCAGACGUUUCUAUGGAAAAGUGGCUUUCAGAUAUUAAUUAUAAACGUGAAGAGAUUCUACAACGAAAAGAAACGCGCAAAGCGCGGAGGCAAGAAGCAGCAAAACGACAUACUGCAGCGGCACAAGAACGUAUGCGUAUUAUUUCUUUACUAGCUCACAACGAUAAAGGUAUCGAUAACUUCGGUGUUAAUGACAACGAUUGGGACGUUUAUAAAUCUAUAAACAAGGAUAAUGAAAGUGACAGUGACAGUGAUAAUGAGAAACUCUUAGAAUGUGAAAACAUUCUUCGUCAACAUGAUCCUUCCUUUAAGCAAAGUAAUACCCAAAGUUGUGAUGUUGCUGAAAAUUAUCAAUUACAUUUCAGUGUGGAGUCAAUUCGAGCUCCCGAGGUACUCUUUCAACCCAGUUUAAUCGGAUGUCCCGAAAUGGGCGUAGCUGAGCUWAUUGAUUUUGUACUGAAACUAUUUCCUGUCGCUGAACAGCAACGAUUGGUUAAUAGUAUAUUACUAACAGGCGGAUGUUCACAAUUCGUAGGUUUAAAAGAGCGUCUUUCGAAAGAACUUCUUGAAAUGCGUCCAUUUAAGACAUCUUUUAAAAUUUAUGCUGCCCAGUCCCCAGAACUUGACGCUUGGCUAGGGGCUAAGGAUUUCGCAAAUUCCAGCGAUUUCGUUAACUCUUUGAGCACUAAAGAGGAUUAUCACGAAAAAGGCGCUGACUAUUUCAAAGAACAUAAGUAUAGCAAUCGUUAUUAUGCCAAUAUGUAAACAAACAAUAAUAAAUUGAACAUCUUAUUUGCAAUAA
Bactrocera latifrons is the source of this 2041-nucleotide messenger RNA. It is a transcript of the gene Arp5, whose product is annotated as actin-related protein 5. NCBI's taxonomy places the organism in Eukaryota, Metazoa, Arthropoda, Insecta, Diptera, Tephritidae. Gene Ontology annotation, cellular component: cytoplasm; Ino80 complex. The record is from RefSeq and is a predicted model, not a curated record. The coding region runs from base 70 to 2004 and encodes 644 amino acids. The transcript is spliced from 7 exons. Gene Ontology annotation, biological process: regulation of DNA-templated transcription.